Molecule: messenger RNA, 405 nt
Organism: Paraglomus brasilianum
Lineage: Eukaryota; Fungi; Glomeromycota; Glomeromycetes; Paraglomerales; Paraglomeraceae
Source: the annotation of a GenBank genome assembly
AUGGACGGUAAACUCGUGGCCGCGGAUGGAAAGACAGUUGUCAAGUCAUGGACAAACACGACAAGAAUGGAUGAAAACCCGUACGCAGAUGGAGUAUCCGAUUUACUAACAGCUGCUGGAGCAAAUCUAGACGCUCCGUCGACUGCACCGGGUGCCAACAGUACCGAUAGAGAAACAUAUAGAUCUUCGGAUGGAAAUGAAUACAAGGAAGUCGAGAGUCUGUAUCAAUCAGAUGGGUCGUAUAUAUUAAAAGAGAGAAUGGCAUUCGAUUGCAUUGUUGCUGCUUUCGCUCUUUUCAAAGUGGCGACUAUCGUAGUGGAGGUUCUAAUGCUGAACAUUGUACCGGAGAAACGUGUCUACGAAAAGGCAAGGUUUGAGGUGACGACUGGCUCUGACGACAUCUGA